Galendromus occidentalis (western predatory mite) is the source of this 2713-nucleotide messenger RNA. RefSeq lists its product as uncharacterized. Bases 13 to 2586 code for a protein of 857 amino acids. The transcript is spliced from 12 exons. NCBI's taxonomy places the organism in Eukaryota, Metazoa, Arthropoda, Arachnida, Mesostigmata, Phytoseiidae. The record is from RefSeq and is a predicted model, not a curated record. Gene Ontology annotation, molecular function: protein binding.
AAUUUUUUGAACAUGGCUGCGCCGGAGUUCUUCCUUGCAGUGACGCUUUUCUGUGUAGCGCUCUCGUUCGCCGAAGGGACCGAAGGACCGAACGAGCUAGAAGCGAAAGUCACUCCAACCGGGAACGGUUUUGUUUCCAUCACUUUCUCAUGGGACGAGGGCUCCUGCGCCACGAAUUCGACGGAAUACUCACUGCUCUUUGAAGGGUCGAAGACACCGCUGAUAACUAAGGAUUUGAGAUAUGAAGUCCACGACCUCCAGUUCUGGACGUACUACUCAGUUUCGUUGCGGGCCAGUGAACCAUGUCCUCCGACUUGGCUGUCUCGAACAGAAUACACUGGCCAGGGAGAACCACACAGAGUGAAAAAAUUCACUGCCAUUCCUGAUGGAGAAGCGUUGCAGCUGAUUGUCGAGGAGGCUUUCAUGCCGAAGACUGUCACGUCGUACGUGGUGAACAUAAGCGAUUCGUCGAAGGAAGAAAGUUUGGUCGUUGAUCGGAAGAGAUCAGAUGUCAAACAUGAGGUCUGGCGUACGAAACUCCGGAAGAGGCUCGUUCCUGGCAAUCUUUACCGGAUCUCAAUAGCACCCCAAAUCGAAGACGGAAGCGAACGUUAUGUCGGAGACCAGCUCGUUGUGACUGCGAAAGCCUAUGCUAGUCCCUCGAAAUUGACUGCUCUCGUACUCAUGAACAGCCUCAACGCGAGCGGCAAAGUGGAUGUAGAGAUGAAGUGGCAGCUCGAAGACAUCGAUCCCGAUUUCAAAUAUUUCGAUGUCACCUGGAGGAAGACCGACGACCAGAAACCGAUUGGGAACGCGAGAACUCAUUGGAAUAAGUUCUAUCUCGACCAAUUGGACAUCAGGUCAUCUUAUACGGUGGAAGUAGCGGCCGUGUACCGACCUCAUGAGCACGAUAGCUUCGUGCGAAGCGCGAGCAUCAACUUCGAUACGAUUGGGAAGCUGCUCCCGCCAGCCAAUCUUCAAGUCGCUCAUCUGAGCGCGAAUGAAGUACUGCUUGGAUGGAGCGCAGUUCUCCCGUCGGACUCGGGGAUCCAGGUCUCGGAUUUGAAGUUCAACGUUGAAUACCUGGCCCCAAAUAAAAUUAAAGAAUCCGUGAUCGUCAAUACCACCCAAGCGAUCCUGAGAGGUCUCGACAAGUCUACAAAUUACACCACGACAGUGACAGCGAUUCUCGAGAACUGGAUAGACGCUGAGGGCUCUUCCAUGCAGUUCGAGACUCGGACUGAAGAUUGGCCGGCCGCGACCAUAGUGAAAGCUUCGGUCCUUUCGGAGGGAAUCGAAGACAGAGCUGUUUACGAUUUCGGAUGGGAUCUUCCCGAACGCGAAUGCCUGGAGCGUUUCGAAGUCAUUAUAUGCGAUACCAAUUGCACCACAAUACCGAAAUGGCUGGGAGAGGAGCAUCAGGAAUUCAUUUUGGACUACGACGUGGACUUCAACGUUACUGUCAAAACAAUCUAUGAUCAGCCUUUGGGCCAGUCGAUCAUGAGGUUGUCGCAAACCUUCAAGAGCAGGAGCACCGUCGGUCGUCCUGAUUCAGUGGAUUUCAUCGCCAUCAAACAGGAACUCAGGUGGUUGAGUCUCGAAUGGAAGCCUCCACAGAAAACGCGAGGUCCGGUAGACCACUACCACAUCAAAAUCUGGGACGCAUCCAAUCCCCUUCUCGUGAAUUCGGCUAAUUCUUCAGACUUGAGAGCUUUGAUCAGCUUACCUCAUCUUGCGGGGAGUAGCUACAAAGUGACUCUAAGUGCCGUCUCUGUUGACACCUUGACUAGGCAGGAGUUCCUCAGCGAAGUCGUGAACGAAAACCUGCGUGAGAUCGAAUUCUUGCCGCCACCUGCGCGACUCGAGACGAUAAAGCGCAAGGGACACUCCAUCAAACUCCGAGCCGUACCAUCGUCAAUUCUCUCUCCGAUUUUCUACAAAUUCCGGUGGUCAGCGAAUGACAAAGAAUUCGGAGUUGUGGCAUCGAAUGAACACGAAAUCAACAAGCUCGCCCCUUACGAGCGAGUCGAAUACAACGUCAGCGCCUGCUUCUUGGAUUCUGCCGAGGAGCCCCUUUGCGGAGAGCCCAUAUCGUCCAGUGACAUGACCAACGUAGAGAGUCCGCUCGCUGUUAGCAAUUUCUCGGUUGUGGUGAAUGAGAACAAUUCACUUGCGCUCACUUGGGACGAACCAUCAGUCAAGAAUGGUCCUCUGGACGGAUACAUCGUCAGAAUAUAUCAGCCAAGCCUUCAAGCUUCGACGCAACGGAACUACUCCUUGAAUCCUGCGGACUCUGAAUACUUGAUCACUGCCACCGAUGAUAGCACCGCGUACGAUGUGACGAUCGCAGCUUACAACCUAGAUUUGGACACGCACGAGAUAGUGAUGGGUGAGAUCUCUCUAAAGAGUUUACACACCAGAGGCGGAGUGGAAGCAGCCGGUUGGAUCAUACCCGCAGCUUUCCUCACUCUGAUCGCUGCAGUCGGGGUCGCUGUGAUAGGGUUUCACGUGCGUAAAAAGAGGAGCUCGAGAAGGAAAGGCCCGAUAUUGUCCUUUUCUCUCUUAGAUGACGGCUUGGACCGCUGAGAUAUUUGGGUCGAUACACCUAUGCGAGGAAAACCCGAUUUCGGUCCAUGAACAUACCUCGUGUCUGCUUGUUGGCAAUAUAGAAUCGGGCGCAUUCCAGUUGACAAACUCGCCUUCGUUUUUCGAU